Messenger RNA from Amphiprion ocellaris (clown anemonefish), 7291 nucleotides. It is a transcript of the gene ppm1ka, whose product is annotated as protein phosphatase, Mg2+/Mn2+ dependent 1Ka. Gene Ontology annotation, biological process: protein dephosphorylation; neuron projection development. Gene Ontology annotation, cellular component: plasma membrane. The coding region runs from base 1107 to 4139 and encodes 1010 amino acids. Gene Ontology annotation, molecular function: cation binding; protein serine/threonine phosphatase activity. The record is from RefSeq and is a predicted model, not a curated record. Lineage: Eukaryota; Metazoa; Chordata; Actinopteri; Pomacentridae. The transcript has 6 exons.
AGGAUGUUUCCACAAAUCAAACACCUGUUCAAAACAACUUUGAUCCUCCCUUGACUUCCAAAAAUUAGUAACUUCAGUUUAUCCAAAUACCUGCAAAACUAAAGACAUCCUCACAAGCUGAACAAAAGUAUAAAUACACAAUUAAGUCAUUGUUGUUCCAACACACAGCAUCUGUACAACCGAACAGACGUCAUGAAACAAACAAGUACGUCUGUAUUUACGACUGAAUUGAAAUAUAGACUGACUAUGUUCCAAAAAGUCAACUGGAAAAACUCAUAAUGAUGCAAAAUUGUGCAAUGAAAUUAUAAAAACAGAUCAUGGCAUCAUUUUGAGUCACGUGGGUUAUGUUAUGUCUUAUUUUCACUGUUUUAUAUCUCUUUAGAAUCUUUUUGGUUUUUUUGUGUCUCUUUGUUGCCACUUUUUUCUCUUUGUGGUCUCUUUUGCACAUUGUUUAGGUUGUGUUUUGAGUCUUGCGGAGAUAUAAUUAUAGAAUCUUUUAUUUCUGUAUAUUAGUACCACUGAUAAGUUAUACUAUCGAUAGUGUAAUUCAAACUCUCCCAGAAUCCUUCUUACAUAUUAAUGCAUCAAUAAUAACAGUCCAAUAAUAAAAUAUGUCAGCAUAAUUAGUACCUAUAUGUGGAACAUUGCUGUGUGACAUUUUAGUUUCUUCUUCAAACAUUCACUGCAGAGUUUCACGGCUUCAUUUUUGUAAAAACACCUUCAGGUUUCGUGAGUGGAUGAAACCCAUCUGGACAUCAGAGAGGCAGCAGGAAAACAGCAGCAUCCACAUGAGGAAGAAGACUGAGGAGGACGAAGAAGAAAUGGCGAGGCAAGUUGAGACUGAGGAGGAGGAAGGAGUUUAAAACAGAGGGAUGGAGGAGGAGUGAUGGUCUCAGCCCUGCCUCUUCUCCUCUUUAAUUUAUUCAUCUACUCUGGAGCUACGAGGACGAACAAGCAGUCGAACAUUUCCUCCUUUUCCUCCUCGGCAGGCGGUCGGGAUGGAUUUCCUCCGUCAAACACUCCUGUGUUGAUCUGAAGACCCUAAACAGGUGUGGAAAUUCAGUUUCAACCAUCUCCUUGAUUCCUACUAAUCAGACCCCAUCACCAUGGAAAGCCACCCAGAUGUUUUAAAACGAAGGAAAGGUGUCGCCCAGUCAGAAGGCCUCAAUCCGGAGGAGGAGGGGCUUGCAGAUACCCUCAGCAACACAGAAUCUAAUGCCAACUGGGGGGCGGAGCCUAACUUCAACCUCAACCUCAAUCUGACUUCGCCGAGCAACCCUCGUCCGGUAACGGAGACCUCGAAGCUGCACGGAGGCAACAAAAAAGAUAAUGGGAAUAAAGGAGAGAUGAAAGGAGCGGUGACCAUGGCAAUGGGCAAGUCGGCAAGCACCUUGGCAACCACUAUGAUGUCACCAGGUGAGAGAGAUGAUCCGUCACGGCAAAAAAGCAAAAUUCCAGCUUUGUCUCGUUCACCAACAGCCGAAGCAAACAGCAGAGAGGAGCAGCGGCUGAAGUCCACGAACAUCAAACACACCCCAACAUUAAGCUUGAAGUCACAAACUCACAGCAACCUGGUGGAAAGUCCGAAACCACACCGCACGGAGCAAACGGCGAUGCCGAGCAGAACUGCUGAAAGAAUCAAAACACAAACACAGAGAGCAGAACCUGUGACGCCACAAGCUGCACUGAUCACCAAAGUGGCCACAAAGAAUACGAACAAAACAACAGAGAGCCUAAAAACGCAAUCAAGCAGAAAAGAAGAUGGUGGAAAAGAGAUUGGCAUUGACAGGCCAUCGCCGCAAACCCUACACCUGCCAGUGAGCCCAAACGUCCACAAUCAGAGAGGCGAUACAGAGGCUGUUAGUCCAAAACUGGGGAAUCGAACCCCAACAAUGGCAGCCAGAACCCCCAAACCAAACCCAACCAUGACCAUCAAGUUAAACCAACAUGCUGGGCAUGAUUCAAGACCUCAUGGUUCUGAGACAUCCUCCAUGGCUACAAAGCCGCAGAAUCAGAAGGCGGAAUCAGGACUACUAGGUACCAAGAACCCUCAGCUGACUUCUCUAAGUCCCAAACCAUUCACACAGAGAAAAGUCACCGAAACGAGAAACGGUUUCUCAUUAGAGUCCAAGGAAAAUCUUGAUAGCAAAGAUUCAUGCGUUGGUGCUGGGUCAAAAACCACUUCCAAAUCCAGUUCAAACUCUAAAACAACAACAGUGUCCAAGGACAGUCUGGAUUCCAAAACUGGCACCAAAGCCAGCCCCAUUUCUGAAACAGGGUCACGAGAUAGUCUGGAUUCUAAAAGUGGUUCUGCUUCCAAAACCAGUUCGGACUCCAAGGAUAGUUUAGACUCCAAAACUGGUUCCAGUCACAAAGCCAGUCCCAACUCUGGAGACAGCCUCAACUCUAAAAAGACUGCAGAAACCAAAGCAAACAAAACCACUCUGGAUUCCAAAACUGGCAUGGUUUCAAAGGGUGACCAAGAUCCUAAAUCUCUUCCAGACUCUAAAGUUGGUUUCAAUGUCAGAAUCAGUCCAAGUGUUGAGUCUGGUGCAGAGUUGAACCUCAGCUCUCGUCCUGAUGCCAUCUCCAGUUCUAUACCAGUACCAACCCGUACGACAUCUGGAUCUGUUUCGCCAUCAGCCUCUAGAGCUAGUCUGUCUGGGUCCAAGACCAGAGGUUCCAAUUCUAAACUCAGUUUAGACCCUAAGGCUGGAUCAGAUACUUCUAAAUCUGGACCAGUAUCAUCUAGUUCAAGGCCAGCUCUGAUAGAUUUGUCUUCGUCAUUGACACUGUCUCCAAGACCUGGCUCAGCAAGUAGGAGUCCUGGAUCUGGACCUCGAAAAGGUCUGGGUUCUAAUUCAACUGGACCAAACAGGGAGGUUCUGAGAAGUCCUGGUUCUGCUCCUGGUAUUACUGUGAUUUCAGCCCCACUGGGUCCCCUGGCUACCUCCAGCCCCAAAACCAGAUCCGCUGUUGCCUUGUCAACAUCAGCAGAGCCCACAACAUCCCAUAAUACCGUUCUGACUCAGGACCUCACCUCCAUCAGUAAGACACCGGUGAAGAUGGGGGCUGAUGUCAAAGGAGAACAUUUGAAAAUGCUGGAGAGUAAAAAAGCAGCAGCAGGAGGACUGGUGGAGUCCCAGGGGCACGAGGCUGCCGGCGCUGGAGGGUCGCCACGAGACACCAGGACGAUACCGGGCAUCCUGCUGAGCAAACCAGGCCACCAGGGAGACACAAAUGCCAUCGCCUCUGGUAGCAACAUCCUGUUGUCAAGGGCAACGAGUGCGGAGAGUAAGAAAGAAGAGAAGCAGCAGGAGAGGAGGAAACAGAGAGACGUUCUGGGGAGAUCUUCAUCACUCCUAAAUCCUCUUCCUCACACUUCCUCUCAUCCAACGAGCUCCAAGGAGGUCAGGGAGACAGCGACCAUGACCGACCCUAAUGUCAGGCUCUGUCCUCGGACAGGGGAGCAGAGAGAGGUGGGUGUUCAGGUGGAGGUGGAGGUGGUGGAGCGUUCGGUUUCCACCAGUCCCAGCCUCCACCGGGCAGCUCCCUCCUCCUCCCUGAACGUCUCCUCAAGCCUUCAGUCUGGCAGUUUGACAUCGCCAGCCAUCCCUUCGCUGUGCUGCAUCCCUGCCGGUCAGCCGCCCUUCCAGCACGUCUGCAAGAUCGACAUUGAGCUCCACAGCCAAUCACCUCUUCCCACAGUCGUGAUGGACAAGGCGAGUUCCCUCCCCGCCUGUCUGCGUACCUACAGCUUCGAGCAGAGCCCCGCCCACAUGGCGGCGCUACCACCAGAACAAAACCAAGACCGAGACGUCAGCGCUGAGAGCAUCUGGGAGGAGAAGGAGGAGGAAGACGAACCGCAAGAGGACACGGCAAAACCUCAGGAGGUGGCGUGGGACGAUCGGGGGAUGACGUGGGAGGUUUACGGCGCCUCGGUGGACCUGGAGUCUCUGGGAACGGCCAUCCAGUCCCACCUGGAGUCGAAGGUUCGGGAGCAGGAGAAGCACAUCAGGACUCUGAGGAAGUCCAUCUGCUCCGACAGCAGCCUCAAAGGCUACAAGGCGAAGAAGAGGAGGAAGAAGAGAGGAGGGAUUCUGGGUUGCUGCAGGAAGACGCCUGCUGUGGCGGACUGAGAUCAGUUCAGGAAGUUAAAAUCCUCCUCACACGACUGUAAAACACUGUAUGCAGACGACACGCCACUGUUUACUGCACCUACCUCCGCAUGUAGGAAUAUCACACCGUAUGCAAACUGUUUAGGAAAUGAGUUUUGUAGAGAAGCAGUUGUGCAAGAAAAAGUUCAGUCCAGUGAAGAAAAUGUCUGUGGUUAAAGUUAGACCAAGAUCUUGGUCUUGGGAAGAUGUUGGAUCUCCAAACAACCAACCCGCCAACUUCCCAAAUGUUAGAAUGUUUGGUGAACGGAGGGUAUCUUUAUCUUCAUGAGACGUAUUUCUCAGUGAAACAACUGAAAUAAAAUCCUGUAGAUGGGGCUGGAUUUCUUAACCCUCCUGUUGUCUUCACUUACGGGCACCAAAAAAUAUUGUUUCCUUGUCUGGAAAAAAAAUCCGAAAAUUCAGCAAAAAAAGUCCCCAAAUUUCUGAAAAUUUGCAAAAACUUCAGGAAGAAAAUUCCAAUAAUUCCAUAAAAAUUUCCUUUCGGUUUUAUUUUUUUUUGUAAAAAUCCCCCAAAUUUGGCAAGAAAAUUAUUGUAAAUAUUUUCAAAAAAAUGAGUAAAAAUCUUCCAAAAACAAUUCUAAAAAUAUCUAAAGUGAUUACAUUUAUAUCAGUAAAACUUCUAUUUUCUUAAGAUCACAUUUUUUUUUUGUGAAUGUUCUUAAACAUUUUUAACAUUUCUUUUACUCCACCAAAAAAUGUUCAAAGAUUUCCCAAAAAUGUAGAAAAUGUGGACAUCAGAAGUUUCACUAUGAAAAUAGAUUUUUUUCCACAUUUUCAAACUUAAAAACGGGUUAAUUUUGACCCACAGGAUGACAGGAGGGUUAAAAUUGCUACCAAAUACAGAUAGAAAACUUAUGUGGCUCUUACACAUGGAAUACAGGUUUUUUUCCAGAUGUUUAUCUAUAACACACUUUAACAAGCUUCCCAAACCAGUUUACAUCAAAUACCAGAGGUAACCCUUCGAAUUCUGAACAGUUUCUUGGGUGUUUUUUUUAGUCCUGCCUCAUUUUUCGUCACUGUUAGCUCAUUUUUCACUGCAACAUUAAGUCAUAUUCCCCUAUAGGCUGCUAGUGUUAGCUAUAUGGUGGAGUUUUGUGAUGAUCAGUGUUGGUUUGUCCGUCUGUCUGUCUGUUAUCAACAUUACUCUAAAACGGAACAACGGAUUUGGACGAAAGUUUCAGUGAAGGUCAGAAAUGACACAAGGACCAAGUGAUUAGAAUUUGACAGUGAUGCGGCUUAUAGUCUGGAUCCACGGAUUUGUUAAAUAUUUCUGUAUCAUUGCCAGAUAGCAGCACGGCAUCACUGUAACUAUGUCCUUGACUGAAGUCAUUUUGGACUAUUUUGAGUCAUUUUGGCAAUUUUUUAAUCAGUUAAGACAGAUCUUUUGUCAUCUUGGACAAGCUUAAAAUAAUUUUAGGUCAAUUCUGAAUACUUCAUCAAUUUUGGAAGUCUUUGAGUUAUUUUUGGAAAUUUUUCAAGUCAUUUUACAAUUUUAAUGUCUUUUAGGACAUUUUUUCAAGUUAUUUUGGACAUUAUUUGAGCCAUAUUGACCAUUUUUUGGUGCUUUUGGACAAUCUUCAGUCACGCUGGAUGACUUUCAAAUCAUUUGGGACACAUUUUAGUAAUUUAGGACAUGUUUUUAAGUUAUUUUGGGUAUUCUUUAGUCAUUUUAGACAUGUUUUUGAGUAAUUCUCAUCAUGAUUAAUAUGUAAUCAUUUAUACAAGUAAUACAAAAUACAAGUAGUAAUAUGUAGUAAUUUAUUACUACUACUGUGUAUUCUUCUACUCUUGGUACAUCUGGAGCUUCCACUGCUUGUUUCCCAGCAGUAUCGGUGCAGGUUUUAUAAAUAUACUGCAGUUUUAUCCCAGUACUGUAGUCGUAGUGCUUCAUGUGGUGGUUCUUCCUGCAGUAUUCCAGACGUGCUUGUUGACGUGAAGCAGAGAGGACAGAAGCUUCUUUGCUGCUAAAUAUUUCAUCCACUUUCUUUUUUAACCAAACGCCACACAAAACAGAGAGUAGAUAAUUUCUGCAGGUUUCCUUUUUCUACCUGCUUACCUUUUUGUCCUCCUCGUUCUCACCACACUUCAAGUUCAAACACAGUCCUCUGUUUUAUUGUAAAUGCAUGUAAAAACUCCGAUCAUCAUAUUUAAAGCCUUCUCCUCCUCUUCAUGGUCCUCGGUAAAAGCUCCUAUUUCUGUGUUGUUGACGAAACGCCGGAUUGUUUCUUUGAAUUAUUCAGAAACAUUAAAGUUCACGCUCAUGUUAACAACAGAGUCCCUGGCAUAUUUUAUUCAGUCAGUGCACCAGAUGCAGUGAAGCUCUUUACUAGUAGUUUCUACCUCAUUUUUGUUCACUGUGGGCUCAUUUUUCACCGCAAUAUAAAGUCCUGCAGCUCUGUGGGAACAGAACAACCAUGAAGAAGGAGAGGGAACUCAGAAAUGACACAGUUAGAAUGAUGAAAAUAUUAACAGAAAGCCAUAAUUCUUUGAUCGUUACAUAUAAAUGAAAAAAUAUUCCACAGAUUUUACAACUGGAACAAACUUACAUUUUUAUAAACAGUUUUUCACUCUACUCUGCAGAUAUUUCACCGUGCUGAAUGUAUCUUCAUAAAACAAUCUAAUUAUUAUGUCAUCUUUUUUCGUUUUGAUCUGGUUUUAUAGGUUUUAUUGUAAACAAUUUCUUUAUUAGUUUACAUUUAAACUGUCUUAUCAUCUGGAAAACACUGAACGGCUGUAGAAAAGUGCUGCAGGCUUCAGUUUUAUUUUUAUUUAUGCCACUGUAAGACCCCCUCUGAUGAUGUCAGGACUACACCGGCUCUGAUUGGACAGCUCAGGCCCAGGCCCCUCCCCCUCCUCUGAGCUUCACAGCGACGGCUGACGGUUUGAGGCAGCUGCUGCUGGACACCUGUUGCCACGGAGAUAGCACCUGGUGGGAAAAUCACCAAUAAAAAGCAAAGAAAAGGUCGUGUGCAGCUGUGGACGCCGUGUUCCAAGUAAAGGUCAGAAUCAAACCUUUGGUCCAGAAAUAUCCUGCAGCUGCUGAUCGGGAUCCGUUUAUUAAACAGCAACCUGUCACCUCUUCAGGUGUGUCAAAGACAGCCAGCCAUGUCGUC